This is a messenger RNA of Grosmannia clavigera kw1407, 648 nucleotides long. RefSeq names its product NADH-ubiquinone oxidoreductase. The record is from RefSeq and is a predicted model, not a curated record. Gene Ontology annotation, biological process: electron transport chain. The coding region runs from base 1 to 648 and encodes 215 amino acids. The transcript is spliced from 3 exons. Lineage: Eukaryota; Fungi; Ascomycota; Sordariomycetes; Ophiostomatales; Ophiostomataceae.
AUGGCCGCCUUUCGCCCCGUGAGCACGGCGGCAGCCGCCCGUCUUCUGAGAAGCAGUGCUGCCGUUCCGAAUGUCCGACGGCCAUUGAUUGCGGCCGCCCCGGCGAUGCGGCGGUUCGAAAGCUCGCUGACUUCGGCCCCUGAGUCGCCGACUGUCUCUGACCCUUCAACAUUGGCUACCUCCAAGAACCAGCCGGACUACGCCGCCCACUCUGACCGGGCGACUUCAAAGUUCACUCCUGUCCCAAAGCGCCUUUUGGACGGCAGCGAGGACACCGACGUGCUUCCGGCCGCCGUACUUUCCGGAGCUCCUAUGGAACUGGAGGCUCGCCAAGUCAGAAUCUACAAGCCCGCUAAGCCCGCAACGCAAUCCGGUACCUGGGGCGGGUCUCACUGGAGGAUGGACUGGGAUGUCCUGAGCAAGGGCCACCGGUGGGAGAACCCGCUGAUGGGAUGGCAAUCCUCUGCAGACUUCAUGCAGGGUACGCACAUCAACUUCAAGAGCAAGGAGGACGCCAUUGCUUUCGCCGAGAAGCAGGGCUAUGAAUACUUUGUUCAGGAACCGAAGGAGCGCAGUUUCCGGCCCAAGCAAUAUGCCAGCCAGUUCAUGUACUCCGACAAGAAGUUGAAGCAGGUGCGGACAAAGUAA